AUGUCCAACGCGUUCGCCUGCACCCCGAUGGAGUGGCUUGACGAGGCGGUGGAGGAGAUGGCAGACGCUGUGGACUGUACGCCCUUGCAUCAUCGUAUCCAUCACCACGUCGUGGAGGUUAAGGCGCGUGGCGAGGCGUUGCAUUUUGCCCUCGGUCGUGGCGGUCUCAUGGGCACCUGCGAGGCCCCAAAGGAGUUUGCGGUGGCUGUCAGAGGACCAGUGCAACGAUGGCGUGCCCACCAAUGUGCGGCUCAGGACGACCUGCUCACGUUUAAGACCCCCAUCCUGGAGUUGCCUGUGUCGUGCGCGGUGGUGCAGUUCGCCGACGAUUUGAAGAAGAGGCACGUUGUACUGACUGGCCUGGCGUCGGAGGCCCAUGCGAUCAUCAACGCGAGCCAGAUCAUCCUGAACAACGAGCUCGAGAAGGGGGGCUUCAGGCAGAACAUGAAGAAGCGCGAGCUGGUCACGGAGCUCAAGCCGACUGAGAACCGCAAGUUCAAGACUCAGCUGGCGAACGGUUCUGGCCGUAUUCUUCCACAUGCUCGUCAUCUUGGCGGGCGGAACGCUUGGAACGACAACGCGAAUGUUGAGGUCGACUAUCACAUCGACGCGCUGAAGGCGGGCUGGUACUUCCGCUCGGAAGCUGAGCGUCACCGCCUGGACGUGCAGAUCUGCAGGAUGCUGAGGGUCCUCGAAGGCGGGGCGCAGGUGGCGCACGGCAUGCACGCCAAGGCUCCCACCAACAAGGAGCUGGCGAAACGCUGGGGAGCACUCCCUGUGCGUGCGGCCCCGGCGAUGCAACGUGCGCGCUGGCUACCAGACACGGUGCGGCAUCCUCUUGCACAUCAGCAGGUGAUUGCCGCGGUGUGGGGAGGGGGCCAUCUGGAGGGCGCCCCGUCUCCCAUCGGCAUGGAAAGGAGGCUGAAGGUGUCCACGAGCCCUUUCGCCAGGCAGUUCACGCGAGCUCGCAUGCUGCUGGAGGGCACCAGCGGCACCGAGGACGUCUUCGAGGGGAGGGGCGAUCGCCGGUCGAGCGUGGCAGGAGCCGCGGAGGUGCGAGGAGGUGUCCAAAAGGCCGUUCUGAAGGUGGAUGCGAAGCUGCUCGAGGUGUCGCUGAUGAGGGGGGAUCGGCCGUGGGAGAAGCUGCCGCCCAGGGCUCGCGUGACGGAGGAGGCCCCGGGUGAGUACGUAUGCGGCUUCCUGGACGUGCAGGGCCGCCGCGUCAAGCCCCGCACCGAGGACGAGGGAGGCAGCAAGGACAAGCGGCUCAAGGGCGUCGGCGACGAAGGGCUUCGUUGGUUCCUCCUCGUGAUGGUCAAGCGGCUCCUGAGGUGUUCACAAGGGAUGCGCGAGCUCGGCGGGUGCCCAUUCGACACUUUUCUCUGCCCUGCCGACGGACUCGAAGCGACGAAGAUCUCAGAGCAAACGCACAACUACUCGACAGCGGCGAAGAAGGCGCUGAAGGAAAGGGGCAGCGAGGUGGGGGGCACGAGCGCCAAGAGCAUCAUGGAUACAUGGGAUUGGCUCGACGCACACAACGCGGAAGAAAAGACGGAGAUGACCAGAAUGUGCCGCCUGGACAAGACGUGCGACAACGACACGACGAGGAUCACCCUCGUGCUGCGCGAAAAGCGGCGGCGCCAGGUGGCGACCCAGAGCCGCGCUCGGGUGGGCAUGGGCCGCAAGCGGGGCGAGGCUACAGCAUCGUCCAUGGAGUGCAGAGCUGCAGGAGUGCGUGGGCCAGCUGCUGCAGCAGCAGGGCAAGCACGCGAGCCCGCGGCGGGGCACGCGGGGGGAGGCGUGGACCUACCACCGCUGUGCUCGAGCGGGUGCGCGAGCCCGCCGCCGCAGGCGCUCCUGCGGCUGCUCUGCCCGUCGGCACCCCCACCGUGA
Prorocentrum cordatum is the source of this 1893-nucleotide messenger RNA. Lineage: Eukaryota; Dinophyceae; Prorocentrales; Prorocentraceae. The record is from the annotation of a GenBank genome assembly.